UUGUAAACACCAGUAGUACUGAGAUAUUUAAUCGUUGAAGGUUCUUUUAAGCGCUUAUAUAUAAUACACUUUAGAUAAACAUUUUUUUAUACGCCCGGGUAAAACAUCCAAAUUCCAACUCAAGGGUAGUUGAACAUGUUUUAAUUAGUUCAGAACUAGGUCUUUGAAGCAUAAGACCUUCCAACGAGUUACGAUCAGCCAAUUAGAAGUAAAAGGACAGGUUAAAAUCGUACAGGUUGCAAUUUAAACCGGGAGGAAAAGCGGGAUGAAACUGGUACAGAUAGGUUAGUAGUUAUACUAUAGUCGGAAGUUAUUUUGUGAUUUAUAUAUCAAUACAUAUUUAUGAUACAUAGUUCAAUAUUCAAAGUGAAGUUUGUUAAUCUUGAAAAGAAAUUCUCGAGGGUGUUGACAUUGGUUUGUUUCAGACACUUAUGAAUAUACACAUGAAUUACACUGCAUGUUUUGUCCUUUUAGGACUAAUUGGUGAUGCUAGGGACCAAAAUGCUAGAAAUGCAAUUUGGUCAAAACUAUUGUUGAAACAGAAGAGGACGGGCGUUAAAAACCCUUUAACUUCUGAACUUAUUCAGAGGAGUACUGGUUACCUUACUGUUUUGAUGGACUAUUAAAAGCACAACGUGCACAUAAUUGCCUUGUUGUGUUAAUUGGCCGCUUAGACUAUCUUUGCAAUAUUGAAAUACAUUUCUCUGAUAACGGACUGUGACGAUUUCAAAUAAAAUUGAUUAAAAUUGUUUAAAUAUCUUGACAUAUGCCGACAAUGCUCCAAGUCCAAGUACACUUGUUCCUUGCCAACCUUGCAAUGUGAGAAUGGAUUCACCUUUGACACCGAUAAGGUAAAAAGAACGUCCUCGUUGAACUAGCCGGGAGCUCACCUUAAAACUAGCGCCAGUUAAGAAGCAGCUUUGAAAAGAAGAUUUCAAUUGAAACGACUUUUCAUCUGAGACAACAACGGAUCACACGACACCACAUAUCACAGAAAAGACCACACAAGGUACGUCUGGAAUACAAUUUUGCGCCUACGUUGGGAACAUGCAGUUUUUAUAUAAACUGGUUUAUUUAAAUGCCCCUUACUUUAUCUUGUGUUUGUUAUUCAGAAAAAUGUGGUUUAGUUUAGAACCAGGACAGUCGCUUCUUUAAGCUGUUUUUUGUUUCAUAACAUAUAAGCAAUGCUGCUUUUGACAACGAAUACAAAAAUCUGAAUGGGAUAUAUAUGCAACAUCGAAAUGUAUGCUCAUAUGAUGUCACAAUUAAAACAGAAAUAACAUAAAUUAAACCUUGUUUGAAAUCGAGGACAACCUAUAUGCAUACAAUAAUGUCAUGUAAAGCAUGAUGAUGAUAUUGAAAUGUUUAUGAAAUGCUCAUUAUUAAUUCUGAAAUAUAAUUUAACAAUUUAACAGCAUGAUAUUGUAAAUGGUAUACAGGCCAAUUUCAUUUUUGUUUAAACUUAACCUUUGACAAAGAAGACACUAUCACGUUAUAAGGUGAAAGGAGCAGAAAUGAGCGUCGAUGUUAUUUAAAAAUACAAAAUCAAGUAAAUCCUUACGAUUUAGUUAUUCAUUUUUAUGUAAAUUUGUAUAAUAAACACAACUGAAUCUCAACGAAACAUGUCAAAAGCUUCACCGGAGGAAGAUGGCAACUUGAAAAUGACCUGCGAAUUUGAUGCGAAAGGAAGCUGCGGCAAUAUUGAAUGGCGAAUCAGAGACUACAGUGCGAGUAAAAACACAUCAAAGAUAACGAUUACACACAGGGAUGAUGGUUUUAGAAAACAAUCAGAAAUUACUAUUCACUCUUUGACCCCGAGAGAUGCAGGAAAGGUAUACUGUGGUCUGGGAGGCCAAAACAUGGUGUUUAAUGUAACGGUUCAACCUUUGCCGAUUCUGAAGAUUUUUCCUUUGUCUACGGCAGUAGAGGAAGGGAAUAACGCAACCAUCGUUUGUAAGAUAAGCAACUGGCUUGAAAUCAACUGGUCUAAUUGGACAAUUACCUUGUUCCAUGAUGGAUCACCACUGCUAAGCGAAACAAAUGUGUCAGAAUUGCAAUUGCCUUUUCCGACCAUUAAAUCGUCCGAUGGUGGGUAUUACCUAUGUAAAUUGUGCCGAAAAAAUCCGCAUGAAAAGUGUUUGACUCAGACCAGCAGCCUCAUAGUCGAUACAAAAGCAGUUAUCCGUUGUCCUGCAGAGCUCAUCAAUGGCAUCAUAUGGGAAGCAACCCCAGCUAAUUACUCCUCGACAAAUAAUUGCCCGUCCGGAUACUUAGGAACUGCAAAUCGACUUUGUAAUGGAGAUGGGAGAUGGGACAGUGUAAAUAUGUUUGAGUGUGUUAGGGAAGAGAUUUUGCUUGCAACGAAUGAGAUUAACGACCUCAAUCAGUUUGGAGGCACCACAGAGGAGAAAGGUAAACAGAUAGGGUAUGCAUUAGACAUAAUCGCCAAUAUGACACUGCCUGGGGACAACAAACAGAUGACUGCUGGCGAUCUGCACAAUACAACAGCUGUUCUUAACCAUAUGGUGGAACUCAUUACAUCCGACGAGAACACAGUAAGAGUGAACAAAACGAAGUUUGUAGGAAUUAUUAGUGACAUGCUCUCAGAAAGCAAUAAGGCCUCAUGGACGAAAGUCAAUGACAACAGCAAGAAUACUGACUUGCCAUCUGGAGCCACCAGCCUGUUGAUGACGGUGGAAAGAUUUGGUUCGGCUGUCGCAAAAAACCUUACAAGUCGGAACGCAAAAAUUAAUAUUAUCACACCGAAUAUUAUUAUCAAAAUUGAGAAACCAAGCUCUUCGAACAUAGAAUUCAAACCAGAAAACUCUUCUCCAGGGUCAGGACACGGAAUAUCACUGAAUCUACAUGACUUUGAUGAUAUAACAUUUACUGCUGCCCUAUACAAAACCAUGGGAUUUCUUCUUCAAAACAAGAACGGUUCUGACGGUGUUCAACAGUAUACAUCCGAGGUCCUAUCACUGUCCAUCAACGGUAGGGAAACGAACCACCUUAAAACUCCUGUCAUGUUGACAUUUGACACGGUUAACCUUACACGGGAUCAUAAUCUGACGAACAACAUUAAAAAGAGAUGUGUAUUCUGGAAUGAAACACAGGGCUGGCUAUCUCAGGGCUGUAGCUGGGUAAAUCAUUCCUGUCAGUGUACACAUCUCACAAACUUCGCCGUUCUUAUUAGUCCCAUAGAGGUGUCGGAUGCCUAUGUUCUCCGGAUAAUCAGUUUUGUGGGCUGUAUCCUGUCGGUGUUAUCCACAGUGACAACAAUGGUGGUAUACCUGAAGCUAUGGAGGUAUUUAAAAAGUGACAGAAGCCGUUUACUACUAAAUCUGUGUGCGGCGCUAACCACUUCCUACGUAUUGUUUCUCGUGGGUAUUGACAAAACACAAAACAAUACUCUGUGUACCACUAUAGCCGCAUUGCUACACUACUUUCUCCUGUCGACCUUUUGUCUGAUGCUGGCGGAGGGUAUUCAACUUUUCAUAUCCGUUACAUCUGUGUUUCACGUUAAAUCAAAGCUGAGAUGGUUACUUCUUCUUGGAUGGGGUGUUCCUUUAGUGGUAGUGGGCGUGACGGUCGGCAUGAAAUAUAACAAUGAAUACCACUCGGAAGACUACUGCUGGCUUACACUGUCAAACGGCGUCUUAUACUCCUUUGUUGGACCAGCAGUUGGUGUCAUACUGGUGAAUAUCAUCAUCAUUUUCUGUGUGAUGAAAGCUUUGUAUUCGUCACAGUUUAUCAGGACGAAAACAGAAAAACAGAAAAUUGCUACGGGGGUUAGAAGUGUGACUGUACUACUUCCGGUUUUGGGUGUCACGUGGUUAUUUGGAGUUAUAUCCGUUAAUGACGACCUUAUCGUAUUCCAGUACCUGUUUGCGGUCACCAAUUCACUACAGGGUUUCUUCAUAUUCUUAUUUUACUGUAUUUUUAACGUACCGGUCAGACGAGCUUUAGAGAAGAAGAUUAAGCGAUUUGAAUACAGGACUCAGUCUUCGAAAAUCGGAAGUAAACUACAGGUGAUGAAUACAAAGUCCACAGAUAGCGGUAAAACUAAAGAUGAAGACAGACCACAGCAGCAGUUUCAUAACCCAGUGUUCCGUUAUCCUCGUCCCUAUAUUGACCAUAACAUCGAAGAUCCACAAUACAACGUACAGACGAACCGAUCUCUAUGCUUGUCAUCACCUUACGACACCAGUGCUGUUGGAAACCGAUACAAUUACAGACCUCGCACGUACAUGUUAUCGUGAAGGGCACCGUACUAGCACAUGUUUAACUUAAAAAGAGCGGGAAAAAGAAACUGCAUGUGACAUCAGAAAAAAACAAUGACUAAGAACAAUUAGAAUGUUGAUAAAAAGGUUUAGGAUAGAAAGUGGAUAUCUACAAUUAAGUUUAGGAUAGAGAGUGGAUAUAUCUACAACGAAGUUUAGGAAAGAGAGUUGAUAUCUACAAUGAAGUUUCGGAUAGAAAGUGGAUAUCUACAAUGAAGUUUAAGGAUUGAGAGUUGAUAUCAACAACGAUGUUUUAGGAUCGAAAGUGGAUAUAAGAGAUGAUGUUUAAGGAUAUAGAGGAGAGGGUUUUAACAAUGAGGUGACGGAAAGAGAGUAGAUAUCAACAACAAGGAUUUAGGAUCUAGAGUGGAUAUCUACAAUGAGGUUAAAAGAUCGAGAGGAGAUAUCAACAACGAGGUUUUAGGAACUAAAGUGAAUUUAUAUUGCAGUUUAAAAAUCGAGAGGGGAUAUCUAUAAUGAUAUCUACAGUGAGGUUUUAAUAUCAAGGCUGGAUAUCUACAAUAAAUUUCAGGAUCGAAAGAAGAUAUUUUAGGAUAUUACUGAAUAUCCACAAUGCCAUUUGAAGGUAUAAAGUGGAUAUCUACAAUGAGGCUUCAGGGUCGGAGGGGAUAUUUACAACUAAAGUUGAGGAUAGAGAGUGGGGGAUCUUUAAUGAGGUUUAAGGAUAGAGAUUGGAUAUGUACAAUGACAUUUUAAGAUAGAGAGGGGGUAUUUACAUACCGAGUUCCUUUCAGAAAGAUGUAGUGAGUUGGUUUUCAAAAACACUGCUACAUGUUCAGAAGGCAUACACGAGUAUCAUUCCAGAGUGCACAUAUAUGUUAAAGUUUGUGUUCGAGUGGCUUAAGAAUAUACCUUAUAUCUAUUUUCCAGGAUUAUACGUUCAAGCGACGUCUCCAGAAUAAGGCGAUAAUUGUGGUAUUACUUACUUCAAAUUUAAUUUGUUUGAACUAUUUGGCAAACAGUGUAGUAUGGGAAAAUGAUGAUGUAAAGUAGAAUAUUACGAUCCAUUGUUCAAAUAAUGAUAUGGAAUAAGACAAUAGAAACUAAU
This is a messenger RNA of Mizuhopecten yessoensis (Yesso scallop), 5349 nucleotides long. Its product is annotated as brain-specific angiogenesis inhibitor 1-like. The record is from RefSeq and is a predicted model, not a curated record. Lineage: Eukaryota; Metazoa; Mollusca; Bivalvia; Pectinida; Pectinidae. Gene Ontology annotation, molecular function: G protein-coupled receptor activity. Gene Ontology annotation, biological process: negative regulation of angiogenesis; adenylate cyclase-activating G protein-coupled receptor signaling pathway; cell surface receptor signaling pathway. Bases 1623 to 4259 code for a protein of 878 amino acids. Gene Ontology annotation, cellular component: membrane. The transcript is spliced from 27 exons.